This is a messenger RNA of Actinia tenebrosa (Australian red waratah sea anemone), 1317 nucleotides long. Its product is annotated as trace amine-associated receptor 1. Gene Ontology annotation, biological process: G protein-coupled receptor signaling pathway. The record is from RefSeq and is a predicted model, not a curated record. Gene Ontology annotation, cellular component: plasma membrane. Gene Ontology annotation, molecular function: G protein-coupled receptor activity. NCBI's taxonomy places the organism in Eukaryota, Metazoa, Cnidaria, Anthozoa, Actiniaria, Actiniidae.
AGGAAGGGCGUUCACGUAGAAAGUAUUCUUGCCGCUGGCUAGUUUGAAUGGGAAGUGUUGACAGUACCUUUGAUAUAUGCAAUAAACACAGUCACGUGCUAGACCAAUAUAAAGACCUCUAGGUUAGUAUAUUUAUUAUUGCCCGUGAACCACAACCAUUUGGAUCGACUACAUGUCAAGUGGAGGAAACUCAACGACUUUGAUGUAAUUAAAAAGCAAUUUUAAGCUAAGCUUUCUACUAGAAAAUGUAGUUAUUCUAGGGAGUGCUGGUCUUUGCCUUCACCAGGUUCGUGUACACAAGGAUACGAUCGAAAUUGCGAAAGUAAAAGAAUGAGCUCCACCGAACGUGAGAUGGAAAACUCCACUAGUGCGUCGUCGAGUGCAGGGAUUUCAUUGUUAUCUGACAGCGAGAAGAUCAGCUGGGCAGUGGCGUUUGGACUCGUUGCCGCUACUGUUAUUCUGAGUAACUCUUUGACAUUGACUGUGUUUCUAAAGACAAAACUAAGACAGCGCCAGAGCACUUUUUUGCUCAUUAAUCUGACUAUAGCAGAUGGCCUGGUCGGGUUUCUCUCGAUUCCUUUGUUUAUAUACAUGUUGAUGUUCGAGGGACAAUACAGCAAGGUACUUUACAAUGUCUACACUUUCCAAGAUAUUGUUUUAGGAAUCACUUCGGUGUCUACUCUAGCCUUUGUCGCCUUUGAGAGAUUCUAUGCUGUUUGUUACCCAUUGUUGUACCGAGGGACUCUCCCAAGAGCGCAUUUUGUCAUGAUCGCUUCGGCCUGGUUAUUUGGAGUUGUCAUAGCUAUUCUACGAGUCUUGACAAGCCUUGGUCUCAUUCACCUGAAGACUUUUACAUACAUUAUGGUAACCUCUAUUGCGACUCCACUAUUAAUAACAUGUGUGAUGUACUUUGCUGUAUGGCUGUCAACAAAUGUUAAACCAAGAUACGGGAGGAUUCCUGAUAAGGAGAGGAAACUAUCCAAAACUCUUUUUAUUAUCACUUCCAUAUUUAUCAUAAGUUGGACGCCUUUUCCUGUCGCAAAUAUUUUCAAUACUUUUUCCAAAAAACUCGCUUCUUUUUCGGGUUUUAUCACCUUUACUUAUGCGACUAAACUACUUCAUUAUGGAAACUCGCUGAUCAAUCCUAUUGUGUAUACAUUGCGUAUAACAGAAUUUAGGAAGAAACUUACCCAGAUUGUGUACAAAGACAGUUGUACUUCCAAGACACAGUCUUGCUGUAAGAAAAAACGUAGGUUUAGUUCAAUGUCUGGGGCCUUUUUGUGUCCUGCGCGGAAGGAGUAAAAUAACUAUAUGUUA